Meleagris gallopavo (turkey) is the source of this 1679-nucleotide messenger RNA. The record is from RefSeq and is a predicted model, not a curated record. NCBI's taxonomy places the organism in Eukaryota, Metazoa, Chordata, Aves, Galliformes, Phasianidae.
UCAUGUUUGAAUGACCUCGUCCUCCUCCUCCCCUGGUGGCUGUAACUCUCUGGGCCCCUCUCUUCUCCUAAAGUUUCUUCCCUUCAUGAUCUUUUUCCCUAUCUUCUUUCCAAAUAUUCAUGCCCAUCUUCUCCAUCAUCUCCUUCUCCAUCUCCUUCCAACACCUCCUUCCCCUAUCUUCGUCCUCCAUCUUUUACCAAUUUUCUAUCCAUCCACAUCCCUAUCUCCUCCAUCAUCUUCUUCUCAGUCUCAUUCCUCUCCAUCCUUUCCCCAGCUCCUUGUCCCCUCCUCUUCUCGAUCACAGAUGAACCUCCUAUUGGGCUGCAACCACCCCAGUUUCACCCUCCCCUGGAGGACCCUCCUGGCUCAUCUCGUGGCUCUGCACCUCCUCCAUCUGGGAUCAGCCCAGCUCAGGGUGGUGGCACCGAGCCUCCCUGUCACUGCCGUCGUGGGACAGGACGUCGUGCUGCGCUGCCACUUGUGUCCUUGCAAGAAUGCUUGGAACUCAGACAUCAGAUGGGUCCAGCACCGGUCUUCUGGCCUUGUGCACCACUACCAAAAUGGAGUGGAUCUGGAGCAGAUGGAGGAGUAUAAGGGGAGGACAGAACUGCUCAGGAAUGGGCUCUCUGAUGGAAACCUGGAUCUGCGCAUCACUGCUGUGAGCUCCUCUGAUAGUGGCUCAUACAGCUGUGCUGUGCAAGAUGGUGAUGGCUAUGCAGAAGCUGUGGUGAACCUGGAGGUGUCAGAUCCCUUUUCUGAGAUUGUCCAUCCCUGGAAGGUGGCUCUGGCUGUAGUCAUCACACUUCUGCUUGGGUCAUUUGUCAUCAUUGCUUUUCUCCAUAGAAAGCAAGCGGCACGGAUAAGAGAGCUGAAAAGAAAAUAUGCAGAGUUGGAGAGAAGCGAUGCAAAGUUGGAAAAACUAGCUGGAAAAUUGGAGCAACAAACAGAAGCAGUGGAGAAAGGCAAUUCCCAGUGGAGUAAGCCACAGUCGUUAAAUCCAAGGGAAUCUGAGGUCAUCCCAAAGGACUAUGGACGGCAUGAAAAAUCCCUUCACACGUCCUUCUCUACUCCUACUAACCCAGAGAAACGCCACAAAGCAAUGGAGAGAUCACAUUUAAAGCAUCCUCAGUAUCCAAACUGUAGAGGUGUGAGCAUACAUGGGACUGCAUGGAACAUUUGACCUAGAAAAACAAUCUGAAGAAUUGGACUGAGAUAUUAAAUGCACCUGGCAAUAACCACAGGUGUUAAACUUUGUAGUCUCCUCUGUUUUCCUCUCCUCUCCCUGUGAUUGCACAGGAUACCAAAACUGUGAUAACUAAAAGCAAGCGUGGAGAUCCAAAGCAGGAAUGAGACAAGCCAGUAUUGAGUGAGAACACUGCAUUUCUGUGAGCCAAAGCUGCCUGAGGGGCCACUGAACAGAAGAUGCAUGACCUCAAAAUGCAGUACAGCUGGAAGAAACAAACCAUAUAAGGGAAGAAAAUGGGUGGAGACGGAGAUCCUGGAAAGAUAUGGACAUUUUGGGAAACGGUACGACCAUGUAUCAGGGUUUGUGGAAUUCUAAUAAAUAUGUAAUGCCUUUGAAAAUAUAAAUACGCAUGCAGAAGCAGAGGUAGAGAACUGGUUUGGGUGUUAACACUGUUCUCUUUUGUAAUAUAAUAAAGGAUACCUGCUGAUGGUUA